AUGUCAACCGCGCCUCGCUUCCCCUUUUCCCGCGCCUCUGGCAUGGAGCCGCCUGCCUUGUUUGCGCAGCUCCGCGCUACCGCUCCGGUCUCCAAGAUUAGCCUCUUUGACGACAGCGAGGCGUGGCUUGUGACCAAGUACCGCGACCUCGUGCAGGUGGCUACCGACCCGCGUCUCAGCAAGGUCCGCACCCACCCCGGCUUCCCCGAGUUGAACGCAAACGGCAAGCACGCAGCCAAGGCCAAGCCCACGUUUGUCGACAUGGACGCCCCGGAGCACAUGCAGCAGCGUUCGAUGGUCCAAGCCAACUUUACGCCCGAGUACGUCCAGUCGCUUAGCCCCUUCAUCCAGCAGACGAUCGACAGCCUCCUCGACUCGAUGAUCAAGAAGGGCGGUCCCCACGGCCCCGUCGACCUCGUGCAGGAGUUUGCUCUCCCUGUCCCUUCCUAUGUCAUCUACACCAUCCUUGGUGUGCCGUUCAAGGACCUCGAGUUCCUCACCUCCCAGAACUCGAUCCGCACCAACGGUAGCUCCACUGCCCGCGAGGCGAGUGAGGCCGCCAAGGGCUUGCUCGACUACCUCGGCCGUCUGGUGGACGAGCGCGCCGUCGACCCCAAGACCGAUGUCAUCUCGCACCUGGCUGUUGAACAGGUCGCAAAGGGCAACCUCACCAAGGAGGACGCCGUGCAGGUCGCUUUCCUUCUUCUCGUUGCCGGUAACGCUACCAUGGUCAACAUGAUCGCGCUCGGCGUUGCGACUCUGGCUCAGUACCCCGACCAGCUCGCUGCGCUCAAGGCCGACCCCAGCUUGGCCGGCAACUUUGUCGAGGAGCUGUGCCGCUACCACACCGCCAGCGCCAUGGCCAUCAAGCGUACCGCUCUUGAGGACCUUACCAUUGGUGGUGUCGCCAUCAAGAAGGGAGAGGGCAUCAUUGCCUCCAACUACUCGGCUAACCGCGACGCUGACAUCUUCCCGAACCCGGACACGUUCGACAUCCACCGCAAGUGGGGCAAGGAUGACCCGCUCGGCUUUGGCUUUGGACCUCACCGCUGCAUCGCCGAGCUGCUGGCCAAGGCCGAGCUCACCGCAGUGUUCUCGACGCUGUACCAGCGCCUCCCGAACCUCAAGCCGGCUGUCAAGAUCGAGGACAUCAACUACUCGCCUCUUGACCGUGACGUUGGCAUCAUCGACCUGCCGGUCACUUACUAA
This is a messenger RNA of Cutaneotrichosporon cavernicola, 1209 nucleotides long. RefSeq lists its product as uncharacterized. NCBI's taxonomy places the organism in Eukaryota, Fungi, Basidiomycota, Tremellomycetes, Trichosporonales, Trichosporonaceae. Gene Ontology annotation, molecular function: oxidoreductase activity, acting on paired donors, with incorporation or reduction of molecular oxygen; iron ion binding; monooxygenase activity. The record is from RefSeq and is a predicted model, not a curated record. Bases 1 to 1209 code for a protein of 402 amino acids. The transcript has 3 exons.